AUUGUCCAGACUCCAUUACUCCAACGCGACAUAUACCUUCCUUCCUUCUCGAUUCGAACGAACACUGAUACUAGUUCAUCUUCGACACCUUCCAGAAUGUCCGCCUAACCUAUCUAGUCUGACCGUACACGGCUACACACACCGUCCGUCCGCUCGGCUUACACAGGUUUUGACAGUACGCCGCCCGAAAAGAACCGGCCGUCGACGGCACCGAGCUGGAGGCAAGCACAGACCUCUCACCCAUGGCGGGCGGGAGACAGACGCGGACGACCUGGUGCAGCCGCUGCGGCGCGUACCUGUCGGUGCCGCCUGGCGCGCGCUCCGUCCGCUGCGCUCUCUGCCACGCCGUGACACGCGUGGAGCGCCACGGCGGCCUGCACCAGGCCGUGGGUUUCAUCAAGGGCCUGUUCAACGCUUUCGGGUCCCCGUCGCAGCCGCCGCCCUCGUCGUCGGGGUCCAUGCGCGUCGGCGACCCGUACCGCCUGCCAGCCAGCUACCCCCAUGCCCGCGGCAAGAAGCGGGCGCUCCUCGUCGGCAUCAGCUACAGCUACACCAAGUACGAGCUCAAGGGCACCGUCAACGACGUCAACUGCAUGACCUACCUGCUCCGCGAGAGGUUCGGCUUCCCAACCGACUGCAUCCUCGUCCUCACACAGGAGGACAAGGACCCGUACCGCGUGCCGAACAAGGAUAACCUCCGGCUGGCGAUGCGGUGGCUGGUGGAGGGUUGCACCUCCGGCGACUCCCUGGUGUUCCACUUCUCCGGCCACGGCAUGCAGAAGCUGGACAGCAACGGCGACGAGGUCGACGGCUACGACGAGGCCAUCUGCCCGCUCGACUUCGAGGACCGCGGCGUCAUCCUCGACGACGAGAUCAACGAGACCAUUGUCCGCCCCCUCGGACCGGGCGUCAAGCUCCAUGCCAUCGUCGACACCUGCCACAGCGGCACCAUCCUUGACCUGCCCUACCUCUGCCGCAUAUCCAGAACUGGAUACUGGCAGUGGGAGAACCACAACCGUCAACCCGAUACGCCGAAGGGCACGAGCGGCGGCCUAGCGAUCUCGUUCAGCGGCUGCGGCGACAGCCAGACCUCGGCUGACACGACGGCGUUCGCCGGCUCCACCUCGACCGGCGCCAUGACGUACAGCUUCAUCAAGGCGGUGGAGUCUGAUCCGGGCACAACCUACGGCCGUCUGCUCAACGCGAUGCGGGCCACCAUCCGCGACAACGGCGGCGACUCAGGCAUCCCUGGGCCCAUCGGUUCCUUCUUCCGCCGGGUCAUCACCUUCAGCUGCGCACAGGAACCUCAACUAUGCGCGUCAGAAGCAUUUGACAUCUACAGGAAGCCGUUUCUCUUGUAGUUAAACCAGAAGCUGUUCCCAUUGGCGGCACACUUGAUAGGCGUCUUAUAUACCUGUGAUCUAUGUGUCCCAUUAUUACUGAAUCAUACAUUGCGUGACCAAUUAGGCGAUCCAUACAACGAACACAGUCACACUGUAAUUGUGUUGUGUCAUUUGAAAUUUUGAAUUCUGAUGGAAAAAUUAUGUUCCGCGGUCUGACAA
This is a messenger RNA of Lolium rigidum, 1562 nucleotides long. Its product is annotated as metacaspase-1-like. The record is from RefSeq and is a predicted model, not a curated record. Gene Ontology annotation, molecular function: cysteine-type endopeptidase activity. Lineage: Eukaryota; Viridiplantae; Streptophyta; Magnoliopsida; Poales; Poaceae. Gene Ontology annotation, biological process: proteolysis. The transcript has 4 exons. The coding region runs from base 243 to 1361 and encodes 372 amino acids.